AUGACAGAUAGGGCGAGGGAAGUUCUUGACAUGCUUCUUGGGCCUGACAGGGACAUUUAUGAUCCUGGGAAAUCAUUCUCAGCAAAGAAGGAUGUCUGUAUAUACAUGCUUGUCUCGUUCUGUCCAUUUGAAUUGUUCAGGAACACCAGAAAAAGCAUAGGAAAAUGUAAGUACAACAACCAUGAGGAGUAUUACAAGGCUGAAUACAAUAGGGGUGGGAAAGAAAGAUAUGAAGAAUAUGAAUGGGAGUUUCUUAGGUUGCUUGUAGAGAUUGCUCUUCGUGUACAGGACGAGAUUAGAGAACAAAAUUCAGAGAAUAUGGUAGACGUUUCCUUGCUUGGUAAAAUCCAGGAGAAGGAAGAGGUGUUCAAUAAGAUGUAUCAAGACAUCGAAAGGCUUGGAAUGGAGGGGAAUGUGGAAGAGGCUUGGCAUAGCUUCAACGAAUGUGAGAAAGUGAGGGAAGAAUUGGAAAGGAUCAAGGAAGCAUAUUAUGUAAAGAGUAAUGGAGUAGGAAUGGAAAAGUGCACCGUAUGCGGGGUCAACUUGGUUCUGAGUGACACAGAUGCAAAGAUCAGUAGGCAUCUGAACGGAAGGCUUCAUAGAGGGCAUCUUCGGGUCAGGAAUAAGUUAGGGGAGCUUUUAGAGAAGUUUGGGAUCUCUAGCGUAACAGAGAUAUUUCCUGAAGGCUUUUCCUUCAAGCACUUGAGAGGGUAG
Encephalitozoon romaleae SJ-2008 is the source of this 714-nucleotide messenger RNA. Its product is annotated as U1 snRNP protein. The record is from RefSeq and is a predicted model, not a curated record. Bases 1 to 714 code for a protein of 237 amino acids. NCBI's taxonomy places the organism in Eukaryota, Fungi, Microsporidia, Unikaryonidae. Gene Ontology annotation, cellular component: U1 snRNP; U2-type prespliceosome. Gene Ontology annotation, molecular function: mRNA binding. Gene Ontology annotation, biological process: mRNA splice site recognition. The transcript has a single exon.